This is a messenger RNA of Lepus europaeus (European hare), 414 nucleotides long. RefSeq names its product chromosome 20 C19orf53 homolog (gene C20H19orf53). The record is from RefSeq and is a predicted model, not a curated record. Lineage: Eukaryota; Metazoa; Chordata; Mammalia; Lagomorpha; Leporidae. The transcript has 3 exons. The coding region runs from base 87 to 362 and encodes 91 amino acids.
CUCUUCCGCCCCCCCCCCAUAUCCCGGAGUGCCCUGCGCCUUCCGGGGUUGCAGUGCCCCGCCCCUUCCGGCUGCCUUCCGCCAUCAUGGCGCAGGGGCAGCGCAAGUUCCAGGCGCAGAAACCGGCAAAGAGCAAGGCGGCGGCGAAGGCCGCGGAGCGCGCGCGGGGCCCGCGGAAAGGCGGCCGGGUUAUCGCCCCCAAGAAAGCGCGCAUCGUGCAGCAGCAGAAAGUCAAGAAGGAGCUGGAAGUGGGGAUCCGGAAGAAGAUCGAGCACGACGUGGUGCUGAAAGCCAGCAGCAGUCUUCCUAAGAGGCUGGCGCUGCUGACGGCGCCGGCCAAGAAGAAGGGGGCACCGUCUUGAGGGCCCCCGCGACCCCCCCACCCCCAGCCCCCAACAAUAAAGCAAAUGCCAU